AUGUCUCGAACUCACGUGGUUGAAGGUUCAUGUUUCGUGCUGCGCCGUACGGAUGUUCUCACACAAAAAACGAUUGACAAGAUGCAGACACUUUCUGGACAGCUAUGCAACAAACCGAGCGGUGGAUGCUGUGCAGUUUACAAAUCUGAUGGAAGGAAACUCUCCAAGGACCUCCCGGAAGAUGAAGAGAGUAUGCUGUUUGCAGACUUGGACAUGGAUUGGAUUAUGGAACCAAAGAGGUUUCUGAAUACAUGCGAGCACUAUAGUCGUCUCAAUCUCCGUUGGCUAGGUUCUGAUCACGAAGAAAAGUGGAACAUACGCAGCGUCUAG
Molecule: messenger RNA, 330 nt
Organism: Colletotrichum tamarilloi
Lineage: Eukaryota; Fungi; Ascomycota; Sordariomycetes; Glomerellales; Glomerellaceae
Exons: 1
Coding region: 1-330 (109 amino acids)
Source: RefSeq, a predicted model, not a curated record